UUGACGAUUGUCAUUCAAUUACGAAUAUCGCCAAUGGAACCGAUCCGACCUUUAUACCCGUAAUCAACACCAAUCGCUCAAUGCUGGACAAUUAAUUAGAGUCGUCGAACGGUAUUGCUUAGUUCACCUUGAGCAACUGCACAGCGAUGAUGUGUCUCAUCGACAGCAUCCCGAGGGUCCUCCGUGCCGGAAGAUGCAACAUAGGAGCAAAUUUCAACAGAGAAAUCCUAGCAGCUUCGUCCGUGGGACUUUCGAGGAGUGUGACCUGUAGGGCUGAUACCCCGCAAAAAAGAUGGCGUUCAACGUCGGCCGGAAACGGAUCUUCCUACCUUUUUCAUCAAGGUUCCGAACCCUUGUUGGAAAUGACGAUUGGUCAGCUACUGGAUCAGGCGGCAAACCGAUACCCUGACAGGAUUGGCCUUGUAUCGAUGAAUCAAAAUGUCAGAUUGACUUUCAGCGAGAUUCUGCAAAGGGCUGACAAACUGGCAGCUGGUCUGAAGCAGUUGGGACUUGAAAAGGGAGACAGAAUCGGUAUCUGGGGACCGAAUACGGUCGAAUGGUAUUUGACCUUCAUGGCGAUAGCUAGAGCGGGAUUUAAAAUGGUCGGAAUGAAUCCGGCUGAUCAAUCUAACGAACUGGAAUACGGAAUACAGAAGGUGGGAAUCAGAGCAGUGGUGGCUCCGGAUAUUUUCAAGACGCAGAAAUUUCCGGAAAUGCUUCUGAGCGCCAAGAAAAACUGUCCGACACUCGAGCACAUCGUCAUUGCCGGCGAUCAUCAUCUAACAGGAACCCGGAGGUUCGUCGACGUCGAAUCUCUGGCCAGUCGGGUUCAAGUGGAAGCUAUCGGCGCUGAACAGAGCGAAAUCUCACCGAACGACGGAGCCUGCAUUCAAUUCACUUCCGGAACAACCGGAAGACCGAAGGCCCCCGAAGUUUCCCACAGGUCGUACGUAAACAAUGCAAGACAGGGGAUGAAAAGAGCGCAGCUCGACGUUGGUCAUCACACUGUCUGUUUGAACGUGCCGUUUUUCCACGCGUUCGGGAUCCUUAUGGGACAGCUGGCCACCCUCCACGCCGGAGCGACGAUGGUGUUGGCCGGACCUUCGUUCAAACCAAAAGAAUCCAUCGAUACAGUUGUCAAGGAGAAGUGUUCCAUGAUGUACGGGACCCCGACGAUGUGGGUCGAUCUGGUGAACGCCCAGCAAGAGAUGAAAGCGCCCAUUGAAAAGCUCGCUAACGGAGUGACUUGCGGAUCUCUAGCGUCACCGGAACUUUUCAAAAGAGUCAGAGAAACAUUCGGAUUCGACAGUAUGAAGUCGUUGUACGGACUUUCGGAGACGGUGAUAUGUUUCCAAACCCUACCAGGUACUCCGGUGGAGACUGCGGAGUCGACGGUUGGACACAUCUCCGAUCACAUCGAGGCCCAGGUGGUAGACGAGAAUGGAGUUCUCGUUCCCUUCGGUACGCCCGGAGAGCUCUGGGUUCGCGGUUACCACACGAUGAUCGGCUACUGGGGUGACGAAGAAAACACGAAAAAAACCAUAAGCGAGGAUGGCUGGCUCAAAACCGGAGAUCAGUUCAUCCUGAGUCCCGACGGUCACGGUAAAAUUCUCGGCAGACUCAAGGAUAUGGUCAUCAGGGGCGGUGAAAAUAUUUAUCCAAAGGAGGUACAGGAUUAUCUGGAGACCCAUCCUGCGGUGAUGGAAGCCAACGUUUUUGGGGUGUACGACGAGCGCAUGGGCGAGGAGGUCUGCGCCUGCAUCAGACUGAGAAACGGAGCUGAGCUGACCGCUGCGGAUAUCAAGUCGUAUGGGAAGGGAAAAAUAUCGCAUUAUAAAAUUCCUAGGUACGUCUUCUUCACGCAGAAUUUCCCGAGAACAACGAACGGAAAGAUCAAGACCAACGUGCUCCGAGAAAGUCUCGAGGCGAGAGGCGUAGUACCCGCGAGACCGAAACCGACUUAAGGACCUCGAUAAUCUCUCGGCUGAUUCUCUUUGAACGUUUUCAAGACGACUCGCUCAAAAUGAGACAGAGACGUCGUGUAUUUUGAGUUAAUUUGAAGUGUUGCUGGUUUUUCUUCAAUCCUUUUUGAUCUUAAAACGCUAAUCAAAUGACCAAUGAACUUUUGUGCAAUAUCAAAAUAUGUAAUCAAUAUUGCGUGAAAGAGUUAUCGCGUCAAAAAGUGAAAUUCCGAUUAUGGAACACUCUCAAACCUAAUGACAAUAUUCAUCAAAAACCACACCCGUUAUUUGGAAUUUCAAAAUUACCCGUUCAAUGUAAUUUAAAACAAAUUAAAUAGAGCAAAACGAUUGCCAACUAAUUUUUCCGAUUGUACUUGUCAAAACUAGGACGUAUGACACAAUUUUCCGGUAUCGGUGGAAAGAUAAUCACCUACAAUAAUAUUUAUCAUCACCUGAUGUUUAUCCAGUGAAAGCUAUCUACUAAUGUUAUCUAAUUUUUUAUGUUAUGUAUCCUUGGUUAUUUCAUAUGUAACAUAUGCACUAAUUAGCAAUGACGGGCAUGUGAAAGCCCGAUGACGAAUCAAUACGCAUGAAAGAAAAUUAAUAAAAGAUAAGAAAUAUCUAUAAAAA
Molecule: messenger RNA, 2591 nt
Organism: Athalia rosae (coleseed sawfly)
Lineage: Eukaryota; Metazoa; Arthropoda; Insecta; Hymenoptera; Athaliidae
Product: medium-chain acyl-CoA ligase ACSF2, mitochondrial-like
Exons: 8
Coding region: 147-1964 (605 amino acids)
Biological process (GO): fatty acid metabolic process
Molecular function (GO): medium-chain fatty acid-CoA ligase activity
Source: RefSeq, a predicted model, not a curated record